AUGUUGAUGACUUUUGAAGCCAGCGGCUUAUUUAUUUCAACCAGACGUCAAGAAAUUGAUAAAGAUAUGACCCAUGUCAAGGAUCUUUUUAAAGGUCUUAAAUUUGUGGAGACACCUGGCUGUAGUCCUUUUGCUCUGGAAUUUUUCGAGAAAUGUACAUCACCGUAUGAUGCAGCUUACUUGAGCAGUUUAACUGGACACUGCUCAAGGUCUGCUCAGAUGCAAAGAGAGAUUCAUUCGUGUUCAAAAAGUUGA
Enterobius vermicularis (human pinworm) is the source of this 255-nucleotide messenger RNA. The record is from the annotation of a GenBank genome assembly. Lineage: Eukaryota; Metazoa; Nematoda; Chromadorea; Rhabditida; Oxyuridae.